Blastocystis hominis is the source of this 871-nucleotide messenger RNA. RefSeq lists its product as hypothetical. Gene Ontology annotation, cellular component: mitochondrion. NCBI's taxonomy places the organism in Eukaryota, Bigyra, Opalinata, Blastocystidae. The record is from RefSeq and is a predicted model, not a curated record. Gene Ontology annotation, molecular function: protein-containing complex binding. Bases 299 to 871 code for a protein of 190 amino acids. The transcript is spliced from 3 exons.
GCUUCUCAUGGAGUGACCUGCAUGAUUCCGUCCCAUGACGAAGGCGAUGAAGUUUGUCUUCUGAACAGUCUGGAAAUGUUGGUAAAGUGAAUCCGAUUUCUUUCCAUCCUCUCAACGAGAAAUCGAUCCGUGACUGCAUUGGUAACUCGGAUAUCGUGAUCAAUCUGAUUGGAAAGUACUACAAGACCAAGAAUCUGUAUCUUUGAAAGAACUACUCGCAUUUCUCUCCCUCUUCCUCUCCAGAUUCCAAGACGUCAACAUCUACUUCCCCGAGCGUCUCGCGAAGAUCUGCAACGAAAUGGACAAAUCGAAUCUUCUCCACGUGUCGGCUCUGCAGCAGAACCUCAAGCAUCGUUCGGAGUGGGCUCGCACGAAGGCUAAAAGCGACAAAGUGCUCCGCGAAGUCAUGCCCAGCGCCUGCAUCGUUCGUCCUGCGGACAUGUUCAGCGAAGAUGACCGCCUGCUGACCUGGAUCGGUAGCCAGCUGCACAUCGAUCCGUGGCUGAUCAAUAUCAAUGACGGAAGCGCUCUGAAGCAGCCUGUGUGGAUGGGCGACGUGGCCACAGCGAUUCGGAAGUCCUGCAUGACUCCGGACGCUUUCGCGGGAAAGACGAUGGAGUUGGCGGGACCGGAAGUGAUCUUGUGGGCAGAUCGGGUGGCGUGGUUCCAGAAAACAAUAGUGAGUUCGACGAAGCUGCCUCGCACGCCCACAACGCUGGCUCGUUGGUUCGCGUUCCUGUUGGAGUUGGGUCCGAAGCCGUAUCUGUCGAGAAGCGAAGUGGAGCUGUGUGUGACGGAUACUAUUCUGGACCCGCAUACGGAAUGCAUUACGUUCAAGGACUUGGGAGUAGGAACGAUGGGGAAGAUUUAG